GGUGAGGCACGGCCACAGCAUCCAUCGGGUGAGGCACGGCCACAGCAUCCAUCGGGUGAGGCACAGCCACAGCAUCCAUCGGGUGAGGCACGGCCACAGCAUCCAUCGGGUGAGGCACGGCCACAGCAUCCAUUGGGUGAGGCACAGCCACAGCAUCCAUCGGGUGAGGCACGGCCACAGCAUCCAUUGGGUGAGGCACAGCCACAGCAUCCAUCGGGUGAGGCACGGCCACAGCAUCCAUCGGGUGAGGCACAGCCACAGCAUCCAUCGGGUGAGGCACAGCCACAGCAUCCAUCGGGUGAGGCACAGCCACAGCAUCCAUCGGGUGAGGCACAGCCACAGCAUCCAUCGGGGGAGGCACUUCUUGUUGAUCCUGUUCUUGUUGACCCUGGAAAUAAACCGUAUUUCUAA
This is a messenger RNA of Eriocheir sinensis (Chinese mitten crab), 411 nucleotides long. Its product is annotated as opioid growth factor receptor-like. The annotation marks the transcript as partial. Lineage: Eukaryota; Metazoa; Arthropoda; Malacostraca; Decapoda; Varunidae. The transcript is spliced from 2 exons. The record is from RefSeq and is a predicted model, not a curated record.